This is a messenger RNA of Giardia duodenalis, 720 nucleotides long. RefSeq lists its product as uncharacterized. Lineage: Eukaryota; Fornicata; Diplomonadida; Hexamitidae. The record is from RefSeq and is a predicted model, not a curated record. The coding region runs from base 1 to 720 and encodes 239 amino acids. The transcript has a single exon.
AUGAAACACCUUCUUCUUCUGCGGCCAGCAGACCCAUACGACUUCCUUUACAGAUACUAUAGGACUCUGGCUCAGGAGUCUGUUCCCAUCAAGCUGAUUCUCGAUAUGAUAUCAGAGCUUCCGCUGGAUGCGGUUGAUAUCUUCUGUCUCUAUAUGAGUCGUCUAUUUUCAAUCCUGAAGGAUAACCAGGUGUAUGUAGAGGGCAUUUGCAACGCGUCGAGCCACUACAUUCUCACGAACAAGCUCGUUAACGAGGAAGGCCGGCUGCUACUAUCGCAAACGAGCAUGCACAAAGUGCUGCCUCUCUGCAUGAUCCAGAAUGUUCCACACGUUGACUUUUCAUUGUUUCUGGCAAAGAUACGAGCAGCAUUUGUUAUAAACAAGGUGAUCCGACUGCUAUACAAUGUCCUGCAGGACCUGUCUGUCAAUGGAAGAGUUCCUGAGAGCGCCAUAAAGGUUUUGGCAUACUAUAUUCCGAUAGCACAAUCCUUUUCCUUGAGCUUCUUACCACCGUCCUCUCUGGAGAUAGACACGGAGCUUCACAAGGAUGCAGGACUAGGAGAGAAGGAGGAACAGCCUAUUGAGUCUGCGAUGGAGGUACUGGUGAAGAUGAUUCUACGUACCGAUGCCCUACUAGUUCACUGCGACACCGACGACCGCUAUGAGAAGACGGAUCUCCAACUCAUCCACGUGGCCUCUGACUUCUGGGGCAUGAUCUAG